Molecule: messenger RNA, 4428 nt
Organism: Oryzias melastigma (Indian medaka)
Lineage: Eukaryota; Metazoa; Chordata; Actinopteri; Beloniformes; Adrianichthyidae
Gene: bcl6aa
Product: BCL6A transcription repressor a
Exons: 9
Coding region: 801-2954 (717 amino acids)
Biological process (GO): regulation of transcription by RNA polymerase II
Cellular component (GO): nucleus
Molecular function (GO): protein binding; RNA polymerase II cis-regulatory region sequence-specific DNA binding; DNA-binding transcription factor activity, RNA polymerase II-specific
Source: RefSeq, a predicted model, not a curated record
ACUACAUUUUAAACAUUAACUCGUUUACAAGCAUGAGAUGCAAAACACGCACAUGCACACUCAGUGCCACCAGGUUUGAAUCAGCCCAUCAUCAUAAUAACACUAUAAUAAUACAAGUUUCAAUCUGAAGCUUUUGCUUUUAGCAGCAAUAAAUCAAAACCGAUCGCAAUCUAACCAUCCACGGAGAAAACAGUCCCGAUCUGCCCUUAAACUUUUUAAACUAAAUACCUAUUUAGUAUUUUUCCUCUCCCACAAAGCCCCGCGGCGGUAAAACGCAGCUGUCUCCGUCUCUUAAGCUCUCGUACCUUGCAGGGAAGUGUGGCUAGAGUUGUGUAAAAACGAGAACUGUCCGCUCGGACCUAACCCAGACUCGCUCUUUGAACUGUUCGUGUUGGGUCUGUGUGUAAACGCGCGGAGGGCAGCGGCUCGUUCAUGAAGUCAUGAAAUAUAAAUUAGUUCUGAGAAUUUAGGGGGCUGGGUCUAAGGAGCCGGUGACGUCCUCUGGCUGCGGAUUCAACCAAAAGCGCGGGGGGGGUUUUAUCAGCAGACUGUUUUUUGUUGUCAUUUUUGACGUUAUAGUUGUGUUUUAAAUACAUUUAUGCGAUAAUUCUUUUCUUUUUAUGUUAUUUUAAUAUCGCUAGAUUAUGUUUGGUGAGUUAAACACCUUUAAAAUAGUUUUGUUUUUGCUUGGUGAGAUUUGAGCGUCUCUCCCCCACGCUGGGAGAGUGGUACGGUCUCAGGCUCAAAUUCCGAGAAUUGUGCUCGUCUGAUUCUUAGAACUGGGGUUCUUAGAAGUGGUGAUGCAAGAAGUUUCUAGGAAAGCGCUACCAGAACUUGACAAAAUGGCUUGCGCAGCUGACAGCUGCAUACAGUUCACGCGCCAUGCAAGUGAUGUUCUGCUCAACUUGAAUCGUCUGCGCAGCCGAGACAUUCUCACAGAUGUCACCAUCCUGGUGAACAGACAGCAGUUUCGCGCGCACAAGACCGUUCUCAUGGCUUGCAGUGGGCUGUUUUACACUAUCUUCACCGACUCCCACAAGUGCAACCUUAAUGCUAUCAGUCUGGACCCGAAGGUGGACCCGGAGGGCUUUGCCAUCCUGCUGGAGUUCAUGUACACGUCCCGGCUCACGUUAAAGGAGAGCCUGAUCAUGGCUAUCAUGAAUACAGCCAUCUACUUACAGAUGGACCAUGUUGUGGACACCUGCCACAGAUUUAUCAAAUCUAGCGAUCCAGCCGCCAAGCUGCCGAGAGAUGAGUUCCUGAUCAGUCCCUUGGUUUUACCUCAGGAUGUCCAUGCCUACCGGCCCCACGACGUCGUUGACAGCUUGCACGGCCGCAUGGCCCCCUUCAGGGACGGACGCGCCUACGGCGCAAACAUGUUCGGCGGGGUCAGCACCCCCACUAACUACCAUCUCUACGGGCAGUUUCCCAUGCCAGGAUUCCCCUUCCCCCUCUGCAAGCUGACUGAUACCAAAAACACUUUUGCUGACCUCUCGAAGGCUGGGAUCCACCACAAGAACUGUUCUCCCCACGACAGCACCAGCAGCAUCAGGGCAGAUUACUCCAGGGCUUUCGGCACCAGCUCCUCCAGCAUCAUUCACUCCACCACCUACGCUUCCCGGGAGAUGGGGAGAGACGAUGACAUCAGGAAGGAGAGCCACGAGGGUGUGGCCCACUCCGUCGGGCUCAGCUCGAGGAAGCGCGCUUUCCCAGUGCUGAACCUCGAGCACCAGAAAGACAAAGAGCACGCUCCUCGGGCCGAUGAAGACCUCAUCCAUCAGCACUACCCCCUGGGCAUCUCCUCCGCUGGGCGCAAGAGUCUCGUAAGCAGCCCGCAGAGCCCCCUCAAAUCAGACUGCCAGCCCAACUCCCCGACCGAGUCCAGCAGCAGCAAGAACGCUGGUCUCUCCCACGUCGGCGGGGUGCAACCUCCACAGGGCACGCCUGACCCCAAAGCUCGCAACUGGAAGAAGUACAAGUUCAUCGUGCUGAACCAGAGUGCCAGGGAGGGCGAGGUGGGGCUGAGAGAUCCGGGGCUUCACUCGCCGCAGCGUCUGGGCCUGCAACCCUACCACCACCCCAGCGACUCCGAGAACCUCGACCCUCAAAGCAGGAGCAAAAGCAGCAGCCACAGCGAGGACCUGCCAAUGCCGCAGACCAGUCGCCUCAACAACAUCAUCAACGGUUCACUCGAGGGUUCGGUGAGGGGAGCGGAUCCUUCACACUACCUGAACCGCCUCAGCUGCUCCACCUGCGGCUCCCAGUCGCCUCAGCACUCGGAGGUCUGUCCCCACGCCUCCAGGACCCGCCUGUCAGAAGACAUGUCGGAGCUCCACUCCGAAUACUCGGACUCCAGCUGUGAAAACGGUACGUUCUUCUGUAACGAAUGUGACUCCAAGUUUGCCGAGGACGAGGCGCUGAAGCAACACAUGCUCCAAGUACACAGCGACAAGCCAUACAAGUGCGACCGCUGUCAGGCCGCGUUCAGAUACAAAGGCAACCUGGCCAGCCACAAGACCGUCCACACAGGUAAAACCAAAGGAGAGAAGCCGUACCGCUGUAAUAUCUGUGGUGCUCAGUUUAACCGACCAGCAAACCUCAAGACUCACACCCGAAUUCACUCAGGAGAGAAGCCAUACAAAUGUGAGACGUGUGGAGCUCGUUUUGUGCAGGUUGCUCACCUUCGUGCCCAUGUGUUGAUCCACACGGGCGAGAAGCCAUACCCCUGUGAGAUCUGUGGAACUCGGUUCCGUCACCUGCAGACGCUGAAGAGCCACCUGCGCAUACACACCGGGGAGAAGCCCUACCAUUGUGAAAAAUGCAACUUGCACUUCCGCCACAAGAGCCAGCUCCGCCUGCACCUGCGGCAGAAGCACGGCGCCAUCACCAACACCAAGAUCCAGUAUCGCAUGUCCACGGCCGACGUGCCCACCGACCUGAGCAAGGCGUGCUGAGCCAGUGGGCGACGGUCAUCACGAAAGCAAUCCGGACUUAUAUGGAUUCCAACCUGUACAAUCAUCCAAAAUUGUAGCACCACACUGUGUUCAUCAGACAAUAAAUUUGGCUGCGUAUGCCACUCUAAACGGGUUUCCACUACAUGUGAACGUAGAGCCACUCGUGGCAUCUUAGUCACUUUAUUGUUUCUAUAUAGAUAUAAUAUAGAGAUCUAUGUUGGGGCGUUUUUAAGCUUUGAAGGGAUGCAGAUAAAGCUUUAUUUUGUCGAGAAGGAUGGAAUGUAAACAGCGUGUUUUUUGAAAAAUACAGUAUUUUAUAUCAGAGAACUUACUUUUCUGAAAGUAUUGAACAUUUUGAUUGACGGGUGGUACAUAUAUUUUAAAGAUAACAGGCUCUGCGGCUGUGUGACGUUGUGGAUACGAGUUUUUAUGCAGAUGUACAGACGCUUCCUGGAAGCGAGGGGAGAGAAGCUUGUGUCUGAUUUUAAGCGAAGACUGUUGCUGUCUGACGAGGGUCUCCCUCUUGUUGUCAUGAAGCGGGCAACUGGGUAAAUAUUGUGACAUAUCGUGUUGUUCCGUGUGGGAUUGCUCUCUGCUGGCAGAGCCAAUCCAAGUGUUGAAUUUGCAUUUCAAGGUACUGCUUUGUAAUGACCAAGAAAACCUUUUUUUUUCUUUUGUUUUUGCUUUGGACGUAUUUGUAUAAACGUGACUUUUGGUUUACUCGUUUUUCUUAAGUGGACGUUUACAGUUUUUGCUCUUCGUUGUAGAUCCUACAGUAAUGUUGUGUCGAUGUUUAGAGUUUUUUCUGUUUGUAGAUACACUGUGUAUUCGAUGUGCCUUUCUCUAUGGUGACUGAAUUCCUCCCCAUUCAGCCCAGCUCUGUUAAGGUACGACUCAAGGACGCCACUCGUCCUCCAACUCUCUGUGCGGAAGAGUGCGUGUGUGUACAUAUUCUAAAUGCUUGUCAAUAACCUUAAAAACAUGCAACUCCCAUCAUUGUACAUUUUCAGGACUUGACUUUUGGAUUUUUUUUUUUGUAAGCUGCAUUAAAAUUAUUGUACGUUAUAGAUGUAUGAAUGUAAAAUAAAGGUACUGGAUUUCUAUGUAUUAAACAGCAGACUGGAAGCGUGUUUGUCAUUGACGGCGAGGACACUUUUUAUGAGAAAAACGGUUUAAAGGUAAAAAUAAUAGAUUUUUAUCUAAACAGACGGGGUUAACUUUUAGCUUUAAUCCAAAAGCAACAAAGUGCUCAGACACGAACAGGUCUGAGGGGAAAAAACCCCAUAAAUGUUUAAAAAACAACCUUAAUAGUCAGUUACUGAUUAAUCGUAGGGAGUAGGUCAAACAUUUCAUGGGUGCAGGUUCUCUUAUUAAAUCGGUUGUUUCAUUAUCUUGAGGUAGACUUAGGGACAAAUGUUUGACACGACCUGAUAAGUAUUUUUCUCCAUUUCACAUAAAUCCAUAAAUAAAUAAA